Schistosoma turkestanicum is the source of this 900-nucleotide messenger RNA. Lineage: Eukaryota; Metazoa; Platyhelminthes; Trematoda; Strigeidida; Schistosomatidae. The record is from the annotation of a GenBank genome assembly.
AUGUCUUCAAAUCCAAACGAUGUGACUGAUCUUAUUGCUAAAGCUGAAAAAUGCCUCAAAAUAUCUUUACUAAAGAGGAGACCUGAUUAUGAUGGUGCAAUCGAAUAUUACGGAAAAGCUGCAUUACUUUAUCGAAAUCGCAAACAGUUAAAAGAAGCAGCUGAAACAUAUAAAACAGUUGCUGAGUUACAUUUUAAAAAUGGGUCUUAUUUCCAUUGUGCCAAACAGUAUGAAAUUGCUGCACAAAUGUACCGUGAUAUUAAAGAUUUUUCACAAAUGGCUUCAUUAAUUGCUGAGGCUGGACUGAUGCUACGACAGAAUGGCACUCCUGACUCAGCAUCAUAUGUUUAUGAGCGUGCUGCCAAAAGUCUUGAAGAGCCGUUACCCGAACGUGCUGCUGAAUUUUAUGAAAGAUCUGCAGAUGCUUGUGAGAUAGAAGAAAAAUUUCAUGAAGCUGCAUCACAAGCCAACAAUGCUGCUCAUAUAUGGGUUCGUUUAAAGCGUUUUAACGAGGCGGAACGCCUACUUCGAUUAUUUAUUGAUUACACAAUAAAAGGCCACAUGAAUAGUGUUGGAGCUACAGCAGGUGGAUUUGCUGAUCCCAACGCCUCACCAAAACUGUGUGGUCGUGCUGUAACAGUUCUUAUAUUGAUUAAAUUGUAUAUGGAAGAUGAAGUAGCUGCCAAAAAGAUCUUUAAUGAAGCUGUUGAGCUUUGGAGAUUUCCGGAAGCUGAAGAAUUCUCAGCAGUAAGGCGACUACUAGCCGCCGUUGAUGACAUGGAUAAACAGGCUUGUGAAAAGGCAAUAAAGGAUCAAUGCUUCAGAAUGCUUGACUUAGAUGUAAGUUUUGUACGCUUAUCUGAUUGUUUGUCCUACUACAAACAAAAAACUGGCUUUUAA